AGGAAGAAGGGGGCACUGAGGGCCGAAAAGGAAAACCAGAAGAAAGAGAAAACAUUACCUGCUGACCAGCAGAGCUCUGUUCUAGGUGGCAAGAGCCAUGCAGUUCUCCAGCUCAGCCUGGGCAGCAGAUGAGAACUUUGACUAUUUGUUCAAGAUUAUCCUCAUUGGGGAUUCCAAUGUGGGGAAGACGUGUGUGGUGCAGCAUUUCAAGUCUGGAGUCUACACCGAGACACAGCAGAACACAAUUGGAGUGGACUUUACCGUGCGCUCUCUUGAUAUCGAUGGCAAGAAAGUGAAGAUGCAGGUGUGGGACACAGCUGGCCAGGAGCGCUUCCGCACCAUCACCCAAAGCUAUUACCGCAGUGCCCACGCGGCCAUCAUCGCCUAUGACCUCACCCGGUGGUCCACGUUUGAGUCCAUCCCUCACUGGAUUCACGAGAUAGAGAAAUAUGGAGCUGCAAACGUGGUCAUUAUGCUGAUUGGAAAUAAAUGUGACCUCUGGGAAAAGCGGCACGUCCUGUUCGAGGAUGCCUGCACCCUGGCUGAGAAGUACGGCCUCCUGGCUGUUUUGGAGACAUCUGCCAAGGAGUCCAAGAACAUAGACGAAGUCUUUGUGCUUAUGGCCAAGGAGCUGAUUGCCCGCAACAGCCUGCACCACUAUGGGGAAAGUGCCCUGAACAGCCUCCCACUGGACUCCAGCCCAGUUCUUAUGGCCCAGGGUCCAAGUGAAAAGACCCACUGCACUUGCUAAGAUGUUUGCAAAGCCAGCCGCGCCCACCAAAGAGGCAGUCUCUGAAACCAAAGGUAGCCAGGAUACCCUCAUGUUGCCCCAGUGGCACUUCAGACCCCAGCGUGAACUUGCCGCCCACCGCAAUCCUCCUCGUCUGGAUGGGCCACACUGCUGCCUUGACUCAGACCACAGGUCGUAGCUGCUGACUCUCAGGAAAAGCAACCCCAUCGUUUUCAUCGACUCUUGAGUCCUGGAGAAACCAGGACUUCAGAACGAAGUGUAUUCUUCUCUCCUUUCAAUUUCUGUC
Saimiri boliviensis boliviensis (Bolivian squirrel monkey) is the source of this 1037-nucleotide messenger RNA. RefSeq names its product RAB19, member RAS oncogene family (gene RAB19). The record is from RefSeq and is a predicted model, not a curated record. Lineage: Eukaryota; Metazoa; Chordata; Mammalia; Primates; Cebidae. Gene Ontology annotation, molecular function: GTPase activity; GTP binding.